Messenger RNA from Miniopterus natalensis, 1878 nucleotides. NCBI's taxonomy places the organism in Eukaryota, Metazoa, Chordata, Mammalia, Chiroptera, Miniopteridae. The record is from RefSeq and is a predicted model, not a curated record.
AUGACUUUAUUAUACCAGAUGGUCCCUUUCAUUUUAUUUGCCUCAGUUUCUGGUGAAUGUGUGACUAAGCUGUUCAAAGACACCUGCUUCCAAGGAGGUGGCCUUACAACUGUUUUUACGCCAAGCGCUGAGCACUGCCAAGUCAUCUGCACCCAUCACCCAAGGUGCUUGCUCUUCACGUUCAUGGCUGAAUCAUGGGCUGUAGAUCCUACCAAAUGGUUUACUUGCACCCUGAAAGACAGUGUCACGGGAACGCUGCCCAGGGUAAACAUGACAGGAGCUGUUUCUGGACACUCUUUCAAGCAAUGCUCAUGCCACAUAAGUGCUUGCAACACAGAAGUUUAUGAGGGCCUAGACAUGAAGGGCCUGGACUACAAUAGCUCUGUCACCAGGGACGCUGAGGAGUGCCAGGCCAGAUGCACCGAUGACAUGCACUGUCUCUUUUUCACCUACGAGACAGGGCAGUUCCCAAGCCCAGAGCACCGUAACAUUUGUCAUUUGAAGUACACCCAAGAGGGGACGCCAACCAACAUAUCGAAGCUCAGCGAAGUGGUGUCUGGAUUUUCCCUGAAACCCUGUGCUCUUUCUCACCUGGCUUGUAUCAGGUACAUUUUCCCUGGUACAGCGUUUGCAGACAAUAACAUCGACAGUGUCAUGGCUCCCGAUGCCGUUGUCUGUCGCAACAUUUGUACUCACCAUCCCAAUUGUUUGUUUUUUACCUUCUUUUCUCAAGAAUGGCCAAAGGAAUCUGACAGAAAUCUUUGUCUCCUUAAGACAUCUAACAGCGGAUCACCAGGCGCACGCAUUAAAAACAGAGGAGCUAUUUCUGGCUUCAGUCUUCAACACUGCAGGCACAGCAUCCCAGUGUUCUGCCAUCCUUCAUUUUACCAUGACACCGCUUUCUUGGGAGAAGAACUGACUGGGCGUUUUGGAUGUAAAAGGUCACAAAGCCUGCCAGAGAUGUGUACCGACACCAUCUGGUGCCAAUUUUUCACCUAUUCUCCUUCUCAAGAACCUCACCAUGGAGAGAAGGGUAAAUGUUACUUAAAACUUUCUUCCAAUGGAUCGCCAACUAAAAUACUUCAUGGGACGGGAAGCAUCUCCGGAUAUACGUUAAGGUUAUAUAAGAUGGAUAAUGAAUGCACAACCAAAAUCAAGGUCGGAAUUGUUGGAGGAACGGAGUCUGUUCAUGGUGAGUGGCCGUGGCAGGUAACCGUGCACAUCUCGUCACUCCUCCAGAGACACCUGUGUGGAGGCUCCAUCAUCGGACACCGGUGGAUAUUAACAGCUGCUCAUUGUCUCAAAGAGGUACAGUCACUUCAAGAUUUGCGUGUCUAUGGUGGCAUUUUAAAUCAAUCAGAAAUAAAAGAGAAUACAUCUUUCUUUGGGGUUCAAGAAAUAAUAGUUCAUGAUCAGUAUGAAGUGGCAGAAAGUGGGUAUGAUAUUGCCUUGCUGAAACUGCAAACGGCAAUGAAUUACACAGAUUUUCAACGGCCCAUAUGCCUGCCUUCCAAAGCAGAUAGAAAUGUAAUGUAUACUGAUUGCUGGGUGACUGGAUGGGGGCACAGAAAAUUUAAAGGCAAAAUACAAAAUACUCUCCGUAAAGUCAAGAUACCCUUGAUGACACUUGAAGAAUGCCAGGCGAGAUACAGCGAGUAUAAGAUAACCAGUAAGAUGAUCUGCGCGGGCCAUAAAGACGGAGGGAAGGACGCUUGUAAGGGAGACUCGGGGGGCCCCCUGUCCUGUAAACACAAUGAGGUGUGGUACUUGGUGGGCAUCACGAGUUGGGGCGAUGGCUGUGCUAAAAGGAAACGACCAGGCGUCUACACCAGUGUGGCCCAGUAUGUGGACUGGGUUUUGGAGAAAACUCAAGCAUGA